GAGCUAUUAGUUGUGGCCGUUACUUACUCCCAGUCGCAUUCUGCAACUGGCAGCAGCCAAUGCGCCACGCCGAGACGCCAUAUUUUUAUUGUUCUUACAAUAGUAUUCAUAUUUAUAUUGUUCUUACAAUAGACAUGAAAGUAUAACCCUACAAAAAGCAACAAAGUAGUAUUAUAUCAAUUAGGCACCAUUUUAUAGUAUGAUUUACCAUCGAUAAUUUAUGAAUGAUAUUUUUAAAAUCACUUUCAAUUGAAUUUAUUUGAUUUAAACAUACUAUAUUUAUCAAAUAUAUUAUGUAAUUAAGGUAUACACUUUUAUACUUUGUAGAGUUCUAAAUAAAACUGUUAUUUAUCGAAAAAGUAUUAAUGACAUAUAUCUAUGUAAUAUCAUCAUUGAUACUAUUAAAUAUUAUUCUUGAAUUAACUCUCCAUAUCGUAUAAUAUGUUACCUAUGGAUUUAUUGUUUUCCAUGAAAGAACGAUUUUAAAUAAAAUUAUUAUUAUUUAUUAAUAUAUAACACAACUCAAACCUAAAAAUUAAAAUCAUCCAAGGUUAGUAUAAGUUUUAGCAUUAUUCUUAAAAAUAAAGUGUUUCGAUUCGGUGUAACGAUUUUAAAAUAUGUUUAUAAGAGUGUGAUAUAAACCAAACUACAAUUUUGUAAUAAAUGUAUUCUUGAUAUUUUUCAUUUUUUCAGUUGGUUUUCCGUUUGAUUACACAGUGCCUAUCUCUCUUUUUUUAAUCUCAAUACCUAAUAACAUCAUCGAAAAUGUUGACCUACAUGGACAUGCAUUUAAAAUGCACACUUCCAGUUAUCGGCGUAUUGGCUCUGAUCACCCGGCCGUUUAUGUGUCGCAUGGAGGCUGCCAAGAUCGCGUUCAUAAGCACCGUAGCACUACUCUACACGUCGCUGUGUUACAACUACAGUAUUCUCAACGGAGCUCGGACGUAUUCGCCCGAACAAAUUUCUGCCUCCAUAGGAAAUGUGCCCGUCGAAGAGUACAUGUCCGUUGUUCUGCAAGUCGUUCUGGUGUCGCUAUGGGCCUACAUCUGCGUCCGAUGGAAGCACCCGUUAUUGAACUUCAACCAUGACAAACAGAGCUAUCAGAUGAUUCGCUGGGUGCCGAUCCUCUUGCUCAGCAUCACCACGGCUGUUGGUUACAGUAUGGCCGUCCCGGGACGAGAAACAUUUUACUUGGGAAGUAUAAUGUGUUGGGCUUCGCCCGUGAUAAUGCUCAUGUGGUACGGUGCCGGGAACUAUUUCAUGAAGCAUCUGAUACCGUCGUCUUUCGCGAUCGUUAUGCCGACUUUGUACCUGUUGUGGAUCAAUCGGUUAGCCUUGAAGGGGAAUGUAUGGCAUUUAAAUGAAUCGACUAGCUUAAACGUGUCCGUGGCCAACGGUUUGCCAUUAGAAGAAGCACUGUUUACGUUUAUAACGACCGCUAUGGUCGUCUUGGCGGGAACUUGUUACGACAAAGCUUACGGGAUGAUCGUAACGUAUUCAUUGAUAUACCCACAUCAGUUCAGUAUUAGUUGGAACUUCAUUACUCAGAUGUUUAAAGCAUUCGCGACAUCGGAAUAUUCAAUGCCUACUAUUGUAACUGAUGACUUAAAAUAUAGUAUUAAAUUGUUGGACUCGUCGAAUAUAUUUGGUACAUCCAACUACCUUUUUGAUGCCGCUAUUCGUUUGGACUUCAUAAUUAUAUAUGGAUUUACUCGUAUUACGGAUAACAUGAUUGAUGAUGAAUCAGACUUUGAAAACAAAAAAGUCAAAUUGAAACUCCUUUUCAAAUUUGUCGACGAACUUUUCGCUGACAGAAAAUCCGAUUAUGAAGUUUAUUCCAAACCGCGAGAAGUAACCAUGGAUUGGAAAGUGUACGAGUCAGUGCUGACACAAGAGGAAUUGUCAAUUUUACGUGCAUUUUCUAGAAUAGCAUUCCUUUUGCCCCGCAAGCCAUUUGAAGAGAUAAUUUCAGGAUUCCAAAUGGAUAUGGACGGUACAUUGUACAAAGAUGAAAAAGAAUUAUUGAAAUAUAUUACCCUUGUAGCCGGUAGUUUCGGUGCAAUGUGUGUUUAUAUAAUCUUGUAUAGAUACAAUCUUGACAAGUACGAUUUUGUUGAAAAGGACGAUUAUUUAAUUGAAAAAUCCUAUCAAAUAGGAAAUGGAUUACAGUUGGUGAACAUGGCCCGUGAUCUCGUCUAUGACAGUGAAUCAUGGGGUCGAUGCUAUUUCCCUACAGAAUUAAUGGAUGACAAAAAUGAAGAUCUUAAGGUCUUGUGCGAGGAAAAGAACCCGAGGUCCAUGGGAGAAAAAAAGUUGCGAAGAUACGCCCAGGUGAUGCUAAAAUUGGCCGACAAACACUAUUUUGAAUCAGUGGGUUGUAUUAGUCGUUUACCUCGUGAUGUACGAGAUACAAUUCUAGCGUCCACUGAAAUAUACCGUGAUGGGCUUAUUUAUGCAAUCAAUUCUAGUCCAAAGUUUCCUAGCAAACCAAAAUUAUCAAAAUAUAAUAAGUUGAUGAUAUUAUUUAAAACAUUAUACAUUAAAAGUAUGCAAUCCGUAGUUUAAGUCGAUUAAAAACUACUUUGAUAUAUGGGUAGAUUUACUGUUAGAAUAUAGAAAAGUAGUUUAUUUAGUCAAAACGAAUACAUUUACUCGUAGCAUAAUAUAUUAAAUACAUUUUUUCUUCGUGUAAAAUAAUUUAUUUUAUUAUUCUCAGUUUCGACAUAGAUUUAAAGCUUUGUUUGUUAUUUGAUAACUAAGAAAAUAAAUUGGAUUGUACCUAUAUGAAAUGAUGAACUGUCUUUUUCGUAUUUGUUUAAUGUAUAUAACAUACAUGCAUGUGUGCAUUGGCACAACUGGAGGGGUGCAAAAAUGCCUUUGGAAUUUCCAAGUUCUAAUUUAGCAUCCCUUAUUUUUUUAGGUCUAACAAUUAUUACUAUGGUAAAAUACCAUCAAUUUAUCGGGGGCGUAGCCAUUAGGUAAGCUGGUAGGCCUACCCAGAUUUUCUUAAAAAAAAAAAAAAAAAACAAUGAUAUUUAAAAUAAUAUAUUCAUAGAUACUUAUACAAGUUUUUAAGGCAGAAUAAUUAUAACAAUACACAUAAUAAAUUGUCUUCAUCACGACAGUGACGCCAUUAAAAUAUCAUUAGGACGAUCGCACGUGUCGAUAAGUAGAAAUAAUAUUGAAAAAAGGUAAUCGAUAAAAACGUUGCCUACUAAAUUCUUGUGAUAAAGUUCUGUAUAGAGAAUACAUUUAAUUGCACGAUUAUUCACUCAUAAACAUUUAAUAUACCUAGUGCCUACUUAUAAUCAUCAGUAUUAUGUGAUUCGCAAUCCCGAAUGGUCGUUAUAUAGAAUACAUUUAAUAAAUAAUAUGAAACGGUUUUUGACUCCACUUAAUAAUUUAAAAUCAAAUUAUGUCACGGAAAAUAUUUCAAUUUUUUUGGAUCCUAAAAAUUUAUUUUCCUAAUCAUUGUAUAUCUAUUACAGUGGUUGAAUCAAUAAAAUCAAAUUCAAAACAAACAAAUUCAGAUGAGCUUUUUAAAGUUAACUUUCAUGAUUUAAGUUCAACCUGUGACGAAAGUGAGUGCAACCUGCUAUUAAUUUCCCUCUUAUAUUUAUUUCUGGAAAACAUCGAUGUUCAAAAUAAGUGAACAACUAAUAGAUAAUCCAUUGACUGUUAUUGACAAGUUUUAUGUCAUGACAAAAAGAAAAUUUAAGAUUUUUAAA
Myzus persicae (green peach aphid) is the source of this 3728-nucleotide messenger RNA. Its product is annotated as bifunctional lycopene cyclase/phytoene synthase-like. Lineage: Eukaryota; Metazoa; Arthropoda; Insecta; Hemiptera; Aphididae. Gene Ontology annotation, biological process: biosynthetic process. The transcript has 3 exons. The record is from RefSeq and is a predicted model, not a curated record. Bases 766 to 2565 code for a protein of 599 amino acids. Gene Ontology annotation, molecular function: intramolecular lyase activity.